CGUACGCGCUCGCGCAUUCGAAUUUCGAACGAGUCCGAUUCCAUUUUCAAACUUUUAAAAUGUUUUCGUUUACAGUGCUGAGGUGAAUCAGUGAAUUACAUCGGUGCUUGCGAUUGUGCUUUGGAACGCAUAUUUUGUGAAGGAUUUAUUUUCGAGUGGAGCGACCCUUUGAAAAUUUAAGAUGGGUUGCAAGCUGACAUUCGUCGACGACAUCCUGAACCGUUCGUUCUACAAGCUCGGUCUGCUCGUCGGCCGGAGCCCUGGCUACUUCAUCAUCAUCCCCGUACUGCUGACCCUGCUCAUGGUCACCGGGUACCAGCGGAUCAACUAUGAGAUGGACCCUGAGUACCUGUUCUCCCCGGUCAGCGGGCAGGGCAAAUAUGAGAGGAGGAUUGUAGAAGAGCAUUUCAAAGUUAACUAUUCGCAUAGAUUUAAUGUUGGACGGAUUACGAGGGCAGGCAGAUUCGGCCGUACGAUAAUCGUUCCCAAAGACAACAACACGAACAUGCUCCGAGCUGAAGUUUGGAAAGAACUGAGACAACUGGAUGAGCUGGUGCAGAAUAUAACAGUCACUUUGCCUAACGGAGAGACCUUCACGUACAAGGAGGAAUGCGCCAAGUGGGAGGGCCAGUGCUUCACCAACGAUAUUCUCAAUCUGGACAAAAUUAUAGAAGAGGUGGAACGCGGCGAUCUAAACCUGACGUUCCCUAUAAUGUUCAACCCGGUGACUUGGGAGGCCCACGCGUUCCCCGUCUACUUCGGAGGCUCGACUGUGGUCGAUGACACCAUCGUCUCUGUACCAGCUGUCCAACUCGUCUGGUUUGUGAAGGCAGACACCCCAUUGCAAAUACAAAGAGGAGCAGCAUGGGAGGACGCAUUUUUGGAUGCGGUAGGCGUAGCUGAAGACACUGGGCGAUUCAAACACAUCUCUAUCGCUCGAUUCGCAUCAAGAACACUGGAUCAUGAGCUCGAGAAGAACACCAGAACCGUUGUUCCAUUCUUCAGUUCCACGUUCAUCCUUAUGGGAAUAUUCUCCAUUGUGACCUGUAUGAUGGCUGAUUGGGUCCGCUCUAAGCCCUGGCUGGGUUUGCUUGGAAAUAUAUCAGCUGUUAUGGCCACUGCUGCGGCUUUUGGCUGUGCUAUUUAUCUGGGGAUAUCGUUUAUUGGGAUCAAUUUGGCUGCCCCAUUUUUGAUGAUUGGUAUCGGCAUAGACGACACAUUCGUCAUGUUAGCGGCGUGGCGCAGAACCUCUCCAAAGCUCCCAGUGCCUGAACGGAUGGCAAUCAUGUUGUCUGAGGCAGCGGUCUCCAUUACUAUAACAUCUGUCACUGACAUGUUGUCCUUCUUCAUUGGCAUAUUCUCCCCGUUCCCGUCUGUCCAAAUUUUCUGCAUGUAUUCAGGUCUAGCAGUCUGCUUUACAUUUGUAUGGCAUUUGACAUUCUUCUCUGGGUGUGUUGCCGUAUCAGGAUACCGUGAAAAACAGAACAGACAUACGAUCACAUUUUUGAAGGUGCUACCGGAAUCCAGAGCAAGGAAAGAAGAAAAAUCGUGGCUCUACCGAGCGUUUUGCAGUGGCGGUAUCGACAUAGCCGACCCUGACAACCCCAUCGACAACCGAGAACACUGCAUCAUGGCAUUCUUCCGCGACACAAUGGCCAAUAUCCUCAACAACAGCGCGGUUAAGGCUCUCGUCAUCGUUAUUUUCCUGGCCUACCUUGCUGGAGCCGGCUAUGGAGUCACAAAUCUGAAAGAGGGCCUUGAAAGAAGAAAACUGUCCAAAGUUGAUUCGUAUUCUGUAGAAUUUUUUGAUCGUGAAGAUUUGUACUACAGGGAGUUCCCUUAUAGAAUACAGGUUGUGAUCAGCGGGGAAUACAAUUAUUCAGACCCCAAAAUACAGGACGAAGUAGAACAACUAACGCAGAGUUUAGAAAACACAUCCUACAUAUCAAACUCACUGUACACGGAAUCGUGGCUACGGACAUUUGUCAACUACGUGUCGAGAAACAAUGACUACUUGAACGUGACUAUCGAUAAUGAAGCUGAUUUCAUUCAAAAUUUACGCGAGUUAUGGCUUUUCCCCGCUAAUCCAUUUUCCUUGGACGUAAAAUUCAACGAAGCUGGAGACCGAAUAGUGGCAUCAAGGUUUUUGAUACAAGCAAUCAAUAUCAGUGGUACCAACCAUGAGAAGGAGAUGGUCAAAGUGCUAAGAGAUGUCGUGGCUCAAUCUCCGCUCAAUGCAUCUGUUUUCCAUCCGUACUUUGUCUUCUUCGAUCAGUUCGAGCUAGUGAAGCCAACAUCCAUACAGAACUUGUGCUACGGAGCCCUGAUGAUGAUGAUCACCUCCUUCAUAUUCAUCCCAAACAUUCUGUGCUCGCUCUGGGUGGCCUUCAGUAUCAUAUCGAUAGAAAUCGGAGUCGUGGGAUACAUGGCUCUGUGGGAUAUCAAUCUUGAUUCGAUCUCCAUGAUAAACUUGAUCAUGUGCAUCGGUUUCUCCGUUGACUUCACAGCGCACAUCUGCUAUGCUUACAUGGCAUCAAAAGCGAAAUCACCAAAUGAUAGAGUCAGCGAAUGCUUAUACUCUCUAGGCUUGCCCAUAGUUCAAGGAUCCUUCAGUACAAUUUUAGGAGUAGUCGCACUUCUCCUAGCGGACAGUUACAUCUUCUCAGUAUUCUUCAAGAUGGUAUUCAUGGUGAUUUUCUUCGGAGCGAUGCACGGACUUUUGCUACCAGUACUCCUGUCUUUAUUCGGACCUGGCUCCUGUUCCAAGAAACAUGAAGAUAUCAAAAUGUCAAAAGUAGACAAAAGUUUCCCACAUCCAUACUGCAUACCACACCCGCAACUUGUUUUGAAUGAUCAGAUAUUCAAUGGAAAGAACGUAGGCCCAAAUGGAGUAUACAAAAUUUACGGAGAUGACAAGGAUUUGGGUAUCGGCACGUCUGGAGAGGACACAAGCGAGAGCAGCUCGAACCAAUCACAGCGUCGUCAAAUAGGCGAUAAUGACAGGAAAUAUGACGUCGGAUGGAAAAGGUCGAGUUACGGGCAGAAUUCUAGCCAAUUCCAGCCAUCAGGAGAGUUGGAUCCGUAUGGACUCGAGACAGACCGGGCUUGGGUGAGACCUUAUGAUGAGAGGCGUGGAGCUGAUAAUUAUAGAAGAAGUCGUGCGACUUCUAGAGACGACGACUGGGUGAGACCUACACGCAAGGUAAGCGACGCUGGUCCUCGGCGCGAGGGAACCUACAGAGUCAUGCGCGCCCAUUCCCACCACAACCUACACCGGCCGCGCGCUCCGAGGCGGUCCAACUCGCAUCACAACCUAGAACAUUUAGACUAUGUAGCCGAAAUGCGUUUUCCUUGACAAAACCGUCUCUAAAAUUAGUUAACAUAAAUCAAGUGCUCAAUUUAUGGACCAAAGUUCCAAGUUGAUGGUCAAAACUGGAAGUAACUUUGAGGUACGAAACUCACAAGUUACGUUUCCGUCAAGAUUUUGAUCUAAUAUUCAACAAAAAACUAUUUUAUAAGGCUACAUAAAAUAAUGUAUUUUUGUAGAUUGCAGCAAUUAAGACUAUUUUAAUGUAUAAAUAUUUAGCAAAAAAUUAGGCCAAAAAUGUGUGUGCGUUGCCUAUAAAAUGUGUAUGCGUGUAGAAAUUGAAUUCGCUUUAAAUUAGGUACCGGUAUGUGUUAUUCAUUAUUCUUAAUGAAUAUUCUGAUUCUUGCUGAUGUGCAUUGUACAUCAUAAGUACGAGCUCAUAUCUACAGUCAACUACAAAAAUAUCUACAAGUUGCUGAACGUCUGGUUCGUGUGUUGAUUCUAAAUUGAUAAAAAGAGGAAGGACUCUUGUGUUGUGCCGCUACCAAAACAAAACGUGUGUUUUUUCAUUAAACGGAGAUAGGUACAUAUUUUUGUAGUUUUCUGUUCCUGUCUUUCUUCCCAAAACUACCUACAUAAGAGAUUAGUUAUCAAGCAGAUUAGUGUGUAAAUAUCCAGUGUUACAUUUAUUUGGCAUCUGGACUCAAUGUCAUUUCCAGAAAGGUGCAAAUACCCUAAUAUGUCAGUAAUAUAAGUUUUAGUUAAUCUCUAGUAAAGUUGUAAUUAAGAAGAAUUAUGUUAGUGUGAUAAAUUGAUAAUACUGGGUGGGUGAAAACUGUGUAUAUAUUUGUGUAUUUAAAAUAGUUUAAGUCCACUUCUUUUGUGAAAGCUUUAAGAUUCUUGACAGAUGCUGUAAAUAUUAGUUGAGCUACUUAUAGGUAUCUUGUGGCCAUUUCCGUUUCCUUUGCAUUAUAAAGAUGAGGCCAAUUUUUCAUCUGAUUUUAAAAAAAACGAAUGAGGAGACACACUGAAAGGUUAGGAGAGGUGUCGCCAUGGCAACCGUCUUAGGUAUGGAGCGUAAUGAGUUGCAAUGCCAGAAAUUUGUUACAUAAAAUGUAGUGAUUUAAGAGUGACAGAAGACAGGUUUAAUGGCGCCACCUGACGUGUUAAGGUGUCAGUUUGUCUCCUCAUUACCACUCGAAAUAUCGCUCUUGGCCUCCUUUGACGUUUAACCCUUAAAUGCAUAGUGAUGUAUAUAUGCAUCAUGCAUUUUUGACUCUAUUGACAGCAUGUCAAAGUUUAAAUUUGAAUAAAUCUUUGUCAAGGUCAUGCAUUUAAGGGAUAUGUUGCCGCCACAGACUUCCAAUACAAUUAAUUUAAUAAUUUAGCGUCAUGUGCCGUACGUUAUGUAUAUUUUAUUUAAUAGUAUUGAAAUAAAUCGUAAAAUUGUCUAAGAAAAACAUUAUCGAAAUUGAAUCAGUGAGUGAUAAAUAUACUCUGUCAGUAAAUAAGAACAAAGAAAACUAUAUGCAUCCUUUUCUUUAAGGUGCUAGAGAAAAGGAUACCUAUAGUUUUCUUAGUUCUUAUUUACUGACAGACUUGUUUGACAGAAUAUAAUUGUUAUCGAGUGUACAUCUCCUAUUAAUGUAUGGAGUAUUGUACACAUUUUUAAUUCUACGAUUUAUUGCAUGAAUCGCAUGACAUGAUAUGAUGUAGUGGUCACAAUAGUUGCGUGAACAACUCAAAUAACAUAAUUACUUGUUAAAUUUUUAACUUCUGAUUAGCAGAAACGUCUGCAAUCGAUGCCACUAGGCUUAGAAUAAAUUUAAGAGUGGAAAAUGUUUGCCUUGGGUGAGAUUUGAACUCACGGCAUCUGGAUCGAUACUCCAGCGCUCUACCAACUGAGCCACCAUGACUUCAACCAAGCCAGCGAAAUUUUCCACCACCAACUCCGGUUGCCGUUUAAGAAGUUUAACACUCUUACGGUAGAUGUCGC
Molecule: messenger RNA, 5303 nt
Organism: Leguminivora glycinivorella
Lineage: Eukaryota; Metazoa; Arthropoda; Insecta; Lepidoptera; Tortricidae
Gene: Ptr
Product: patched domain-containing protein 3
Cellular component (GO): plasma membrane; cytoplasmic vesicle membrane
Source: RefSeq, a predicted model, not a curated record